Messenger RNA from Pocillopora damicornis (cauliflower coral), 3706 nucleotides. RefSeq lists its product as uncharacterized. Gene Ontology annotation, molecular function: store-operated calcium channel activity; inositol 1,4,5 trisphosphate binding. NCBI's taxonomy places the organism in Eukaryota, Metazoa, Cnidaria, Anthozoa, Scleractinia, Pocilloporidae. The record is from RefSeq and is a predicted model, not a curated record. Gene Ontology annotation, biological process: calcium ion transmembrane transport; regulation of cytosolic calcium ion concentration. Gene Ontology annotation, cellular component: cation channel complex; plasma membrane.
UACUGAAGUUUUUUUGCCUCCUUUAUGUUUUCAAUCAUCGAUAUUGUCGUAGAAUACGUUGAACCGGGGGUGAAAGGAUGAUAUUACAAGGGCGUGAAGAGUGAGGCUUGCUUUAAAUUGGCCAAUCACCGACGAGAUUUUGCUGCGUGCUUCGCGUGUGCGUUAGUUUCAAAUUUGUUGCCACGAACGAGAUCAGGGAGCGGGCGGGUUGAAGACUUUAAGCCAAUCGAUUCUUGUUACAACUGCAGCUUAGUAGAACUUCAUUUUAGCCCACAGUCCCGUUAAGACUACUUGGCAGCCUGCGUAGGAGGAUAAUGGCUGGCAACUUUGAGAGAUCUGAUGCAGUAGAGAUAGUGGAGCUGUUUGACGAUCCUGAAGUAGCAACAAACUCCGCUGAAACACCAUCGUCUAGGAAUGAAGUUCAACCACAAGAAGCAGAUCUGAGGAACGAACAGUCCAGGCUGCCGGAGCAAGCUGAUAAACCUGAUGGUUCUGAAAUUGAGAAGGAACUCGACGAUGCUUUGAAUAAAGGAGAUUUCGAUGAUAUUAAUCAGAAAGUGACUCCAAAAACCCUGGCAAGCUGUAAAAGUAAUACCUUACUCAAAACGUUUCAGGUCAACAAAGCACUUCAAGAUUUAGCACAUGAUGAGAACUCGGAGAAAGAUGAUGUAAAAAUGCUGGAAAAAUCUAUAGAUGAGUUCAUAUCAGCCUUAAUAGACCCUCUAAAAGCUGACCCCGAUACCAAAAAAUCAUUUCAAAGUUGUUUUGACGAUGUGAUUGACAAGGCAAUCGACACAGAGCAGAAGAAGUUCAUCUCUCACCCAGUGGUGUAUGACUUGCUCAACACUACAUGGUACCGCUCCUUUUUCUCAACAAGAAAGAAAUCAUGGCGGUCACCUGGACGCUGGGGAUACUUUUUUCUCAACCUUUGGACAGUGUUUGACUUCGUCUUGUUUCCCUUCCUCUUUGCCAUUUUCUUCGUUGUGCAUUUGAUAAAACGGGUCUUGAGGAGAAGAAGAGAAAUUGAAAUGUGUUUUGUUUCGACGCUGGACAAGGAUGGGCCAAGAGAGGAAUUUGAUCUAAUCAAAAAGACGAUGAACUACAUCAUUCAGGAAUAUGGCUACCAAUCUGCCAGCUACUGUGAGAUUUUACGUAAAAACAACAAAUUGAUUUGUGACAUGAACUUUGAAACGAGUUGCUCUGGUGAGGCCACACUGCAUAAUAGGAUUGUCGAGUUAGAGCAGCCAAGCUCUCCUGCUCUACUCUCUGAAUAUCUCGAAGCUGUUUAUCGUGUAUUCAGAACCCCAAACGUUCGAGAAGAAGCUAAGAAGGUUGUCGUGUUUUUUCUUAAUUACACAUUGGAUAUGUCAAUGGAAAAAACUGUGGAGCUACAGAGAUUAGUAGAGGAUAUAAAGGAUAUGCAAGUUAACAUCGUUCCCGUCGGUAUUGGGGAGAACGCCAAAUUAUCAGAAUUAAAAUGGAUGGCAACUAAAGAUGGCACAGCACUUCACUUUGGAGAAUACGAGUCACCCGAGACGUUAGGGACAGCGGUCAUACAAGGUAUCGAGGGAAAGGACAUCUAUGAGAGAUACAAAGAUUACUUUACGACUCCUUAUUUCGUCUUUUGUCGCGACACGCUGAGCUAUAUCACCCUCCUCGUCCUUCUAUUCGCUCUUUGCCUGUCCCCUUCAACUCUUUCCUUCAGUCGACUAGAAUUGGUCAUAUCAGUUUUCUUCGUGGGACGCAUUGUAAUGGAGAUAGAGCAGUUUAUCAUGAUUAGGCAUGAAAAGAACGGAGUGAAAGCGCGCAAAGGGAAGAGAAAUAGUGUCGGAUCCACCCGCCAAGCAUGUUCACCUGAGGAUCCACAGGAGACAAACGAGGCAGGAAAUGACAGCAUUUUGCUAAAGACGUUUACUGGUUACUUCAGUGACCGCUGGAAUUUGCUUGACUUCGUCACUCUUGUUUUGUACCUGAUUACCAUUAUAUUACGCAUAAUCACAUUAAGGAUCUCCACUGACGUAUCAGAAAACAGACCCUUGAUUGUGUCGGAGUAUUUCUAUGGUUUUAUUGCCAUGUUUCUUGCACUAAGAGCCUUUGGUCAAGUCAUAGAGCGCUUGCGGAAAAUGGGUACAAUACAAAUCGCCCUAUUCUUUAUCAUGUCUGAUGUCUUGGGGAUAUUUUGGCAGUUUGUGGCUUUGAUACUGGCUUUUGCGCUGCCCAUUACAAAGAUUUAUAUAGCUGAGAAAGCUUAUACUUCAGGAAGAGAUUCCGCGGAAGAUUUUAUUUCAAGGGUAUGCAGUGAACCAGGGAUACUUUGUUGGUGGGACAUAGCGACACACCUAACCUGGUCCUUGCUGGGUUUAGCUGAAGUGGAUAAGUUGGACGCCGCCGACUUUCCUUCCGUUUUUUUUAUUCGUCUGCUGUACGGCUUGUUCUUAAUCAUGGUAGUUGUUCUUCUCGUGAACAUGAUGAUUGCUUUGCUCUCCAAUACGUAUCAGCAGGUUCAGGAUAAUUCACUGCAUGAGUGGUCUUUCAAGAGAGCCAUUAUUGUUAGGACUUACAGUAAGAGUCAUCCAAUACCAGUGCCUUUCAACAUUUUGUCUGUCCCACUAAUGUUACUCUGGAACAUCGUUUAUCCGUGUUGCACAUCGUCUGAAACUCGUGGUUUGGAUGAGGAAGGGCGGAGAGGAACCCUGAAUAAAUUGGUGAAGAAGCUAGAAAGAAGAUACAUUGAGAAGUACGGUUAUGAAUUUCCCCUUACAGAGGAAAGAAAGAUGGAUCACUUGGUUAGACAAAAUGAAGGAGGUCGGAAAAUGACUAAUCAGAUUGUACGGGAAGUAUUCCAAACGCAUGGAAACAAGGCGAAGAAACUUGCGUUUGGCCAAAGUGCGUGGGAUAACUCGCAGGGAAUUGCUGUGGAUGGCUGCCUCCUAACUUACUUAGGACCUGAUUUCUGCGAAAAAUGCCGCGAAGAUGGAAAGCGUACCAACAUUCACAGUGCCAAAUUAAAUUCUCCCUUUACAGAAGAGACACCACGAUUUGAGGUACUCAUUCAGGGGACUGGAGAGGGGCGCAUUAUAGCACUAGGUGUUUUGAAUGAAGAUUUCGACUGUCACAAAAUACCUGGUUGUGGUAUUGGAACAGUUGGUUACCAUGUAGACGAUGGGAAAAUAUUUGAAGGUGGCUACCCUGAAGUGGGAAGAGAGAUUGAAGGAGCCGUGGCUUACCGCGGCGAUCUCAUCGCUUGUGAAGUUGAUUUUGUAGAAGUCCCUGAUGGUAAAAUCUCUGUGUUGUUCUCCUUGAACGGUGAAGAAGUAGGGCGUUCUUCAGUGGAGUAUAACUCUAAACAAACUCUAUAUCCCAUCGUCUCAAUGGGAUCUCCAGGCAUUAAAGUGCUGGCAAAGAUGUGCUAUCGAGACCGUUUCAAUAGAGUAACAACUGAAGACAUUCAGAAGGAAAUUAAAAUUCUGCAGGAUAAUUUUCAGGAUCUGAAGAGGAUGUUGCUGGAUCUGAGAAAGAAGUAGAGGAGAAAGAAGGGGAAGGAAAAGUCUUUAAGAAACUGCCGUACAUCAGGUGAUGAUGUAAAAUCGUGCACUUUGAUGGAUCUGCGAGUUGACCAGCUGUAAUCUUGGAUAUCUGUGUGUUGUCGUUAUUUUGAAUAAAUGAAAGGAUGCAUUUUAAUGCAAACUUUAUCUAUAGCUGUAAA